Molecule: messenger RNA, 5058 nt
Organism: Hypanus sabinus (Atlantic stingray)
Lineage: Eukaryota; Metazoa; Chordata; Chondrichthyes; Myliobatiformes; Dasyatidae
Gene: crlf1b
Product: cytokine receptor-like factor 1b
Exons: 9
Coding region: 373-1572 (399 amino acids)
Biological process (GO): cytokine-mediated signaling pathway
Cellular component (GO): external side of plasma membrane
Molecular function (GO): cytokine receptor activity; protein binding
Source: RefSeq, a predicted model, not a curated record
UGGUCUGCCACUGACACCAGCUGAGGGACUGGCUCAGACAAGCUCAGGAAUCACAGGCACCCUGGCUUAGUACAGGAAGGAUUAUCUAGUUUAACACAAAGAGACAUAAUUGUGCAGAGGGGGGCAAGUUUGAUCAAAAAAGGGGAGACUGAGGAACUGGAAGGGUUUGCAGGGUGGGGCACUUGUAUAAUUAAGUUCCCACAUCCUAGUUGGAAAGGUAGAAGACAAACACGAAUAGAAGAUUCUCGUGCAGGAGCAAUUUGUUCAACAACUGUCUGAAGAAAGUAAAAAAACUUGGCUGGUUUGAAACUUUUGUGGCGCACUCUUUCUCGUCUUUGAGAUUAAUUGGUUUAAAUUGGAAUCUGAAGAAACAUGCCGCCUUUCCAUUUUCUUCUUUCGCUCUGCAUGAUGAGGCUGGUUUUGUGCUCAGCACCACUUGGGGAAGUUUUCCCCCAGGAUCCGAUCCUGACCAUUGGCUCUUCGCUGACUGCCACUUGCACUGUAAGCCCAGAGGCAAAAGUGGACUCAUGGGAUCUCUACUGGACACUGAAUGGCCAGAAGCUUAGCUCUGAACUCUACACUGUGGUGAACAACACUACGCUGAUGGUGACCAUGAAGGGACUGAACGGUUCACAACAACAGUCUGGUGACAAUCUGGUGUGUCACCGAGCAGACGGGAGGAUUCUGGCUGGGUCCUGCCUCUAUGUUGGUCUUCCCCCCGAGAAACCCACCAACAUCACCUGCUGGUCCAAGAACACCAAGGAUCUCACCUGUAAAUGGAGCCCAGGGAGUCGGGGAGAAACCUUCCUUCGUACAAAGUACACACUGAAAUACAAGUUACGGUGGUAUGGCAAAGAGAACCAGUGCCAGGAAAUGGGCACAGACGGACCAAACUCUUGCUACAUCCCCAAGGAUCUGGCUCUCUUCACCCCAUAUGAAAUCUGGGUCGAGGCUUCAAACAAAUUGGGCUCAGCAGCUUCAGACAUCAUCUCUCUGGACAUUCUGGAUGUGGUCACCACUGAUGCCCCGUCCGACGUUCAGGUGAAUCGUGUUGGUGAUCUUGAGGAUCAGCUCAGUGUCUGUUGGAGCUCCCCGCCGGCUCUGAAGGACUUCUUCUUUCAAGCCAAAUACCAGAUCCGCUAUCGUGUGGAGGACAGCACUGACUGGAAGGUUGUGGACGACAUUGGAAAUCAAACCUUGUGCCGUCUGGCAGGGCUGAGGCCAGGAACUGUGUACUUUGUGCAGGUGCGAUGUAACCCAGUUGGUAUUUAUGGGUCCAGGAAGGCAGGAAUUUGGAGUGAAUGGAGUAUCCCUACAGCUGCCUCUACUCCCCGGAAUGAGCGCUCCAGCAAUACUUGUUACCAGAAAAGUGGAGAGAGUGGCUCAAACCUGAGACGGGAGUUGAAGCAAUUCUUUGGCUGGGUGAAGAAGCAUGCCUACGGAUGUACAGCCCUCAACAUCAAACUGUAUGACCAAUGGCGUGUGUGGCUGCAGAAGUCCCACAAGACACGCAACCAGAAUCAAGAAGUCUCUGUUUUCAUUGGAUCGCAGGAGGAUACUCCCGCUCGGUAACUCCAGAGAUGACGUCAUCCAAAAGAAAAUGCUCCUGUGCACAUGGAAGAUUGCCACAGCAUCAUGAUCAUUAAUCUAGAAAUAUGGGAAACAGCAGUUUCUUGGUUCACACUGUUACUGACAAAAUAUAUUUAGAUCCUGGUUCAUGAAUAAAAUUAAAGGAGAUGAAAGGGUAGCAGGUGUUAAAGUCACAAACAUUUCACUUUUGGAGUCUCAGGACAAAUUUAUUCUUCAAUUGGUCUGUGUUCUGUUUUCAAUUUUAAUUAGCUUCUUAUUUCAGUGUCAAGAGGUUUGAGGCUCUUAGUUUCACUACUGAUUGAUACGACUAUUUGACACUUCUUGAAAUGCCUGAAUUUGUAACUUGAUGCUUCUAUUAAUCCAUGUUUUCUCAAUCAUUCUCACCAUGCCUUAUUGCUGUAAUCUCUUUCAGCUAACCAAGACCUCUACAGUUCUGGCCUCUCAUUUAUUCCACCAGUGAUGAUUGUGGCUUCAGCUACCCCAAACCUCUGCCGUCUCCUUAAAAUGUUCCUUAAAAUCUCUCUCCUUAGCUAAGCUUUAUAACAUCUGUCCUAGUAUUCAUACUUAUCAUUAUUUUUGACUGCUAAUGCUCUGUCAAUGACCAUAGGUGCAUUUACUUCGUUAAAGGUGCUACAUAAUUCAAGUAGUUGCUUUUACUGAACGGCUCAACGUUCAGAGGACAAUGCACCCAAAGCUCUCAAGUAAAUUUGAGACAGAUGGAUCAUUGAAAAAUUCAGUACAGGUAACGUUAUCUCCUACAGCACAACAAACUGACUGAACUGAGUACUUCAAAUCAUGUUACUUUUGAAUAAAUCAAAAAUAGCAUUUAAAGCAAUCAAGUUUCACAUUAUUUGUUUGGAGAAGUUUCUCUGUGAUGUAACAGAAGAACUGAUGUCACACAUCAUUUGUAGUGGCUGCAAUAUACUGUAAAAGCUGUAAGGAAGAAAUGAUCCUGGCUUCUUAUCAACCAGUUUAAUCUAAUCCCCAUAAUGGAAAAGAUUGCUGAGGAACAGCAGGAUGGGUUUAACAGCACAUAUCUAUACAAACAGCUUUACCCAAGCUCAGAGGGUGGUGCUAUUUUGGACCUUCUCCCCAAAAAGCUAUGGCUGCCAAGGCUCAAGAGGGCUUUCAAGACGGUUUUGUGGAGUAGAGGUAUUGAGGAAUGUGAAGCAAAGGCUGGUGAAUGGAGUGGAGAUAAAAAUCAGCUGUGGAGAGAAAAUAUUAGUCCAGGUCACAUGGACCCAGUGUUGUUUAUAAAGAAAUCGACUUUCUACAAUGUGCCAUCUCUCUUUCAGUUACUUCUAGGAUCUAUCAACCCCCUUUAUUAUCUACAAUUCUUCCACACCCCCCCCCCCCCAGUUCAAUUUCAUUCUCCUACAAACCAUCAGCUUCUGAUCUGCAUGGGAAUAGAGGCAAUGACUCAGAGGUCCAAGUACUGAUUGAAUUGUCCCCCAUCACCCUGUUCUUAAUGAUUACAGAUAAAGCCUCUGGUCAGGAGGUAAUCAGUGAAAAUGGCAAGUGCACAGAAGCGAUGCGUACCUAUUGAAUGGGUACUCAUUACCAUUGUUAGUCACAAUUAUCUACACUUGGUAAUCUGGCAGUCACAUGUACACGUUUUCAUGUGAACAACCACUUUUGAUGACCAAGUGGACCUCCUAGAAGUUGCCGGGCUUGAGUAUUGAACAGUCUAGAUGGUCUCCUCAAUGGAGAAUCUGAGCCCAGGCAGAGCUGUCAAUGGGAAAAUAAUGUCUCAACUGAGGACUCCACAGGUUCUGCUUGCAAAAUCUGCUGAUAGUGUGGUCAGACUGCAUCAAGCCCAGCUAGGAUGAGAGUAACUGUGGAACUGCAAAUGACCAAUAAUGACUAUCUUAACUAAAAGAUUUUUAGUUCCCAGAGUUACUCAGCAGCCUCCAUUUGUGGUUACUGAGGCAUUAGGAGGAAGUAAAGAUAUAUGAAAGUGAUGAUCCUGCUACAGUUCUACUUGAAUUGGAUUUUGAUGUUUUAAAGCCAGCUCCCAGAAAAAUUUAAUUGUAAAUGAAUUGUAUUCAAUCUUAAUUGAAGAUUUAAAAAUGUUAAAAUACUGAUUUUUUUAAGAUUGUAAUUCAGGCAUUUUAAAGUUCAAGUUAUAGGUUAUUAUAAAAGGAGUACUUGAUUAAAAGAAAUGACUUGUCUUUAGUAUUAAUCCUUCCUACCUGUGAGGUUGUGUCAGUGUUGGUUAUGCAGUCAAACAUCACAAGUCAAACAAUGUGCAUUCUUGUAGGAGUGAAGGCAUUGUUAAUAGGAAAGAAGACUUCCAUCCAAUUUUAUAGUGUAAGAUGUGGAGAGGUCCCUUCAGUUAGAUCUUAGAUGGGAUCAAAGUCAACAUUCUUAACUAUCUCGGGGUCAAUGUUAAAAAUGCCAGGAUUCAAAGAUAUCACUGUGUGUUGCAGAUUUUACAUAAAAAGGCCACCCAAGCCAAUUGGUCUGUCUGCAAGAAGCUGAGAUUUUUAGACACUGAUAGCAGGGUGUGUAUUUCAGUUGCCACUUUUUUUACCAAAGGACUCUGCUGUUAUCAUUGAUAUGAGUGCAAAAUUCUAGCAUACUUCUUGCUCUCUUGGUAAAGUCUCUCAAGAAACUGGUCUCUACAAUCACUGUGGGGGCUAGGAAACAGAACUGGAAUGCCCAAUGAGUUUUUACUGAUGCCAGAAGGAAGUAGUUCCUGGACAAUGACUCCAUAAUGAGAAUUCUGGGGUUCAGUAAAUUCCAACAUUUUCCUGCUCUAGUUUCAAUGACUUCUGUUGGGGAUUACUGAGUUGUUUUGUGGAUUAUAAACUUUGGUGGUGGAUUUUACUUCCUAUCAUUACGUUUCUCCAUUUUAUAUCCUUGUUGUUUUAAUAUUUAUAAUAAAUAUCAUUUCUUAAUACUUCACAUCUUCAACACAUAAAAUGAUGCAAAUAACAUUACAGCUAACAAAAUGAUCUUCUUAACCAUGGCUUCAGACUUGGAGUUGGUGGUUUUCCUCUGUGCUGUUUUAUUUUAUUAAAUUUUAUUACUUUUAACACGAGAUGAUAUCUCAUUGGUAGUUCCAGUAAAUGAAAUACUUUUAAGAUUUGAAAGAAGUAAUUGAGUGCCUGCUAUAUUUCAAGAAGCAGAUCCUUCAUUGGUCUUGAGAAACGCAGACUUUCCAAUGUAAUCAGACUUCAAUUGGAAAAGAGUGAUAAUGUUUUUGCUAAAUUGCCUGCAAUGAUUCCAUUGACUUGGGUAGAUAAUUCACACCAACACUUCCAGUACAGCAGUGAGGCAGGGCCUAUCACAUCAACAACAAGGAGACACAUCACAGGGUGUGCCAAAUGCAACCACAUAGAUACCUGCCUAGCAUAUACAAGAUAGUGCAGUAUCACAGAUUAAGACCACUCAUCAAAUGGCUGGACCCCAGAAAGACAAGCCUAGUGGAUGAAUGUUACAUACAGAUCGCUAGCUCAGUGAAUA